Helobdella robusta is the source of this 1950-nucleotide messenger RNA. RefSeq lists its product as hypothetical. The record is from RefSeq and is a predicted model, not a curated record. Lineage: Eukaryota; Metazoa; Annelida; Clitellata; Rhynchobdellida; Glossiphoniidae. The coding region runs from base 1 to 1950 and encodes 649 amino acids. The transcript is spliced from 4 exons.
AUGACCAACAGCAGCAACAACAACAAUAACAACAGCAGCAACAACAACAACAACAGCAACAACAACAGCAACAGCAACAACAACAACAACAAUAUUAUCCUUAUCGUCGUCAACAACUACAACAUCAACAACAUCAGCUGCAACAACAACAGCAACAACAACAACAACGACAACAAUAGAAUGAACAGAAGUUUUCAUGAGUUAAAAACAGUUGACGAGUAUGAUGAAGAUGAAAAUUUUCUCGGUACAUGCGGUAGUUAUAUACCAAUACCUAAUAGCACCAACAACAACAACAAUAAUAAUAAUAAUAAAACUAAUAAUAUUAACGAUAAUAAUGAACACAAUUACAACAACAUUAUUAAUAAUCCGAACAAAUGCCAUGGCGUAACAAAUAUCCUAAGGUAUUACAGUCUCAACGACAUCAACAACAACAACAACAUCAACAUCAGUACUAGCAGUAACUUUCUCGUAACAACUACCAUUUCCACAACGACAACAGCAAAACUACCAUCGUUAUCAACCCCACUAGAAGCAGCUGCAGCAGCUUCAACAGCUUCAACAGCAUCAGUAGCAGCAACUACAAUGUCAACAAAGUUUCAAUUAAUUUCCCCGCUAGCUCCAUCAAAACAUCCACCGCGUUACUUAAGAUCAUUCAGUACACCGAUCGUAAAAAACAAGAAAAAGAUCUGCAACAACAAUAGCAAAAACAGUAAUUAUAAAGAUAAUUAUGAUCAUAAUAAAGGUAAUUAUGAUCAUAAUAAAGAUAAUUAUAACCAUAAUAAAGAUAAUUAUGAGUAUAAUAAAGAUAAUAACGAUCAAAACAAAGAUAAUUAUGAUCAUAAAAAAGAUAAUAGUGGUCAAAACAAAGAUAAUUAUGAUCAUAACAAAGAUAAUUAUGAUAGAAAUAAAAAUAAUUAUAAUCAAAACAAAAAUAAUUAUGACCAUAAUAAAGAUAAUUAUGAUUAUAAUUAUGGCAUAAAUAUUAAGGACAAUUGUGAUUCUAAUGUUCCUUCGUCCAAUACUACUAUCGCUGCUGCUACUACCGCUACUACUGCUGCGACUACUACUACUAAUUAUAAUAAUAAUAACAAUAAAAACAACAUAAAUAAUAAUAAUAAUGAUAAUAAUAAUAAUAUAAAUAACCUAUCUGCCAAGAACAACUUCAACACUAACAUGAUAUUGAAACCGAAAUUCUUGAGUCUGGCAAACUGUCUAGAUGAUGAUGAUGAUGAUGUCAGUCGUAAUAAUAAUAAUAAUAAUAAUAACAAUAAUAAUAAUAAUAAUAAUAACAAAAAUAAUAGCAAUAAUAAUAAUAAUAAUAAUAACAUUAUUGUUAAUAUUAACAGCGAUGACUCCCUGAUAAGGAAUCCGCAAAUUGGUUACAAGAAGAUAAAAUAUUAUGACGACGAUGAUGACGAUUAUUAUAUUAAUAAUAAUAAUAAUUAUAAUGAUAAUAAUAAUAAUAAUAAUAAUGAUGAUGAAGAAGAAGAAGCUAGUUAUUAUAACUCUUACGUUAACAUCGUCAGAAAUAUCAGCCGUAGUAGCAAUGAUCGCAACAACAACUACAAAACAACGACCUACGAUUGUCGUAAUAAUAAUAAUAAUAAUAAUAAUUCCAACAACAAUAGAUCUGAUUGCAGUGAUUAUGUAAACGACAAGAACAUUAGCUGUAGUAACUUCGUUAACAGCCGCUACUACAACAACAACAACAGCAGCAGCAGCAAUGGCAGCAGAUUCAGCAACCACAACGUCAUCACUGCUAGUAAUGGUUACGCAACGGAUUACCAAAGGCUAAAAUUAAAGUAUAAAUUAAAAGGAUCUUUGAGUUUUGACGGAAGUAUCGUGGAAACACAUCAUCAUCAGCAGCAACAACAGCAACAACAACAACAACAACAACAAAUAAACGAAAGCAUAGAACGACGUAGCAUCAACACGGAUGAUGACGGUUAA